Humulus lupulus (European hop) is the source of this 970-nucleotide messenger RNA. RefSeq names its product 26S proteasome regulatory subunit 4 homolog. Gene Ontology annotation, biological process: proteasome-mediated ubiquitin-dependent protein catabolic process. Gene Ontology annotation, cellular component: proteasome regulatory particle, base subcomplex. The coding region runs from base 81 to 806 and encodes 241 amino acids. Gene Ontology annotation, molecular function: proteasome-activating activity. The transcript is spliced from 5 exons. The record is from RefSeq and is a predicted model, not a curated record. Lineage: Eukaryota; Viridiplantae; Streptophyta; Magnoliopsida; Rosales; Cannabaceae.
GAUUCAAUCUCAAAACCCUAGCUCAGCUCAAUUUUUAGAAGACAAAUCGAAAGACAGUUGUUCUCUCUCUCUCGUCGAUCAUGAGGCCGCGGCUGAAGAAUGAUAAUCGCACAACACAUUCAGAGGAGCUUCAAAUUAAUCGCACAAAGCGCGCGACAGAGUCAGUUGCUAAUUCAACAUUAGCCGCUUUCAUAACUCAAAAGUUGUUCGGAAUUGGUACAAAACUAGUUAGAGAGCUCUUUAGGGUUGCAGAUGAUGAUACAAAGAGGUAUGAUGCUCAUUCUUGGGGGCUGGAGCAGCUAAACCAGUUAGGCGGUUUUGAUUCAAGAGGAGAUGCUAAACUGAUUCUUGAUCCAGCUUCAGCUUCACCCCGGGGUCGAAUAGAGAGGAGAAUUGCUCUACCUCGGCCUCUCUCUGAUAUCAAAGCAAGAAGACGCAUUUUCCGGAUUCACGCAUCAAGGAUGCCGUUAGCUGUGGACGUGAACUUGGAAAAAUUUGUGAGGAGUGAGGAUGAUUUUUCCGGCGCUGAUGUCAAGGCAAUUUUCACUGAAGCUCGUUUGAUUGCCAACGGGGAUCUUCGAAUUAAGACGAUCCAGGCAGACUUUGAGGAGGCUAAAGAUAAGGUGAUGUCCAACAAGAAAAAAUGGGUACCGGAAGCCUUCAUCAAAUUCAAUGGUAGGGAUGUGAAUGGAGCGGGUCUGCCCCACCCCGCUUCUGCCCCGCCGCGCCCCGGGAACAUUUUGCCCCGCCCCGCCUCGCCUCGAUUAGUUUCUUGGAGCGGGGCAGGUAGCCCCGCCCCGGCUUAAUUGGGGCGGGUCUGCCCCACUCCAUUUGCCCCAUUUAACUCUUUUUUUUUUUAAGAAACAUUAAAUUAUAAUUUUAGAAUUUUCCCCAAGCCUAAAUAUUAUUUUUAUUGUAAUUUUUAUAUUUUACACUUGGUAUCAACUACACCAUCAAAUAUUAUAUUUUG